This is a messenger RNA of Eurytemora carolleeae, 976 nucleotides long. Its product is annotated as SOSS complex subunit B1-B. Lineage: Eukaryota; Metazoa; Arthropoda; Copepoda; Calanoida; Temoridae. Gene Ontology annotation, biological process: mitotic cell cycle checkpoint signaling; double-strand break repair via homologous recombination; response to ionizing radiation. Bases 123 to 725 code for a protein of 200 amino acids. The transcript has a single exon. Gene Ontology annotation, molecular function: DNA binding. Gene Ontology annotation, cellular component: SOSS complex. The record is from RefSeq and is a predicted model, not a curated record.
AAUUAGAUAAGAUAAUAAUGUCGGGGUAGUUAGUUCCAAGCUGGGAUUUUCUCGUCAAUUCGUCACUUCAUUUGGUAGAUUUUCAGUGAUUUUAUAAUUAAGUUGACGCUUAUCAAGCCAAAAUGUCGGGCGCAGCCGCCAACGUAACAUUAAUCAAGGAUUUGAAACCCGGAAUGAACAACUUAACUCUACAAGUGAUUAGUUUGGAUAUUGGUAGACCAAACACUGUAAAGGAUAACCAAGAAGUCCGGACUGUAAAGAUUGCUGACAGAACAGGGAUGGUUAAUCUCUCCCUGUGGAAUGAACCAGGUAAAAUACUUCAAUCCGGAGAUAUACUCCGUGUUACUCGAGCAUACACAGGUAUGUUCAAGGCAUGCCUAACUGUAUACACAACUAAGGUUGGAGACUUUUUCAAGAUAGGAGAAUUCUGUAUGCUCUUCAGUGAACUGCCAAAUAUGAGUGAACCUAACCCGGAAUUGGCCGCGCAGUAUGAAAAGGAAGAAAGUGAGAGAAAGGCUCUGAAAGCUGCUUAUCGGGACGGUCAACCAGGACCUGGAGGAAAAGGACAGUUCCGCUCUCAGUCUUCUUCCUCUGGGAGUAUUGGGAAUAAGACCUGGGGCACUCAGGCGUCUGCUCCCGCCCAGCCUUCUAGGGGAGGCACAUCCUCCUCCCAGGGUAGUGGGGGUAGAGGUCAACAUAGAGGAACUAACAAGGAGAAGAGAUAAACACUAAGUUGAGCAUUAAAAUACGAUAUCUUUAUUUACAUACUUUGUUUACUACUGCAUUUAAAGAGUAUUAACAGAACCCUCUGCACUAAUCAGUGUAGUGCAAAAAUUAAUUUGAUAAUCGUAAUAAUGUAAUUCUUAUUUCAUUAAUUCAAUCAAUUUAUUUUUCAACGAUUUUAUGGAUGAUUUAGCCAAAUUGUGAACUUUUUUAGAUUAAACAUAAAUAACUUUUUUUCAUAUUCCAGAAAAAA